AUGACAAAAAUGGGAAUGUACAGCUCCUCCAACCUGCCCAAGAUUAUGGAGUACGUCAGACGUCGUCAAGAUGAUCAAUUCUUAUUGGAUCAGAAAAUUCUUCAAAAGGCCACUAGAACUUGCCUUGACAUCAGAAACACAUACAACAGAGCUCAACUUCUUCAAAGAGACUACAGGAUGCGCGGUUUGGCCCUUGGAGACCUCCUCGACGAUGCUCAUCUUUUAGGGAACAAAUGCGAAAAAAUGCUCGAAGAUAGAAAGCGACGGGACUAUCUCGAAGGACGAGUACGACAGAAUGUUCGACGACGGUAA
This is a messenger RNA of Oikopleura dioica, 312 nucleotides long. Lineage: Eukaryota; Metazoa; Chordata; Appendicularia; Copelata; Oikopleuridae. The record is from the annotation of a GenBank genome assembly.